Molecule: messenger RNA, 1380 nt
Organism: Prorocentrum cordatum
Lineage: Eukaryota; Dinophyceae; Prorocentrales; Prorocentraceae
Source: the annotation of a GenBank genome assembly
GCCGUGCCGCACCAGGGCCGGGCCGCCAGCCUCCUGGAGAAGGCCAGGGGCGAGCUGCAGUGGGCGCUGCAGGCCCAGGCCGAGACCGGGGAGACCGUGCCGCAGGCGGCGGCGGGCAUCUACCUGUCGAUGCUCUCCGUGCAGGGCCUCCUCGCGCCAGAGGAAAAGGCCGCCUUCGACCUGGUCGCCCGCUACGUUCGCGACGCCGUCGUCAUGACGGUCGUCAAGCUGGCGGGCGGGCACGGGGACAUGGAGAGGUUCAACGCCGUGCUCAGGUCGACCUUUCCGCUGGAGCGGGUGAGCCCUGACGACAACCAGCUGCUCUACGCCCAGAUGCACAUGUCCUACCAGGUCCUCUUCAAGGGCGUGCAGCACGCCUUCGCCUCCAACGCGAAGCGCCAGGGCCGCGCGAACCGCCCCGCCCGCGCCGACCGGCACCCGCCGCACGCCGGGCCGGGAGGCGGCGCCUCGGGGACGGAGCCCGAGGCGGAGCAGGUGCCAGCGAUGGAGCCAGAUGUUCUGGAGGAGGGCACGCCGGGCGCGCGCGCGGACGAGGGCGGCGGCCCCCCGCCGCACGUCCCCCGGGGCCUGAGCUGCGAGCACGGCUGGCGCUGCGAUGUGGAGGCCCUGCUCUCGGCCGUCGCCUGCCCCGCGACGGCGGGCGCCGUCUGCAGGGGGUGCGUCAAAGAUCUGCAGGACAUCAUGGACCUCUCGCGGGAGUGGCUGGGCAACCUGUGGAGCCAGGGCCUCCCCGGCCAGCGCUUCUGCGGCCGCCUGCUCGACACGCUGUCGGGCGCGGUCCGGCGCUUCCCCAAGGACACCCAUAUGCACGCGGUGGCCAUCAAGAUUCUGGUCACCGUGUGCGAAGAUCGCGGUGACAUUCUGGGCCUACAAUUCCCAGGAGACGCGCAGCCCGAGCCCAGCAUGGAGUACGCGCUCGCCACGCGGAACGGCGUGAGGGAGGCGUGCUUCACGGCCCAGGCCGCAGACCGCUCGGACAGCAGCUUCCUGCACGAAGAAGAGCGAGUACGCUUGCUCGUCCGCACGCAGAAGCUGCCAGAUCUCCUGCGCGCCUUGGGUGAGGACUCCAACGGCAUCUAUAACAACGUGCGCCUCAGCGACCAGAACUUGCUGCUCCAGCAGGCCAAGAACGGUCUGGAUUUUCACAUCAAGCACAUUGCACUUGCGAGGGCGAUCGACACCAAGGAGCACGCUUUUCUCAGGGAGGUGCUGAAUCAGCAGCAGCGCCGCAGCUACCACACGCAAGACUGGGUCCAGGGCGGGGACUUCGGCUGUGGCAGCGAGAACACCGUGGACAGGGUGCGCAUGAGGUUCACGGUCGCUGGUCUGCUCUUCGGCUUCGAGGAGCACGAAUCCUGA